This is a messenger RNA of Symphalangus syndactylus (siamang), 2562 nucleotides long. Its product is annotated as lymphocyte-specific protein 1-like. The record is from RefSeq and is a predicted model, not a curated record. Gene Ontology annotation, biological process: signal transduction. Gene Ontology annotation, molecular function: actin binding. NCBI's taxonomy places the organism in Eukaryota, Metazoa, Chordata, Mammalia, Primates, Hylobatidae.
GCAGAGAGGCGCACAGGAGACCUCAAGCCCAGGCUCCGCUUCCCAGCUGUGAAAGGGCCCACUGCUCCUGGAGCAUGGAGGCCGUCCACGAGCAAUGCCAGCAUGAGAGAGACAGGCAGCUUCCGGCCCAGGACGAGGACGGAGGUGGCCUUGUCCCUGAGAGGUCGGAGCAGGAGAUGCUCCUCAGCCUGAAGCCCUUGGAGGCCCCUGAACUGGAUGUGGACGAGGGCUUUGGCAACUGGUCCCAGAGGCCAGAGCAGUGGCAGCAGCAUGAGGGGGUGCAGGGCGCCUCGGACAGCGGAGAGCCCCCCCGGUGCAGGAGUCCUGACGGGGAGCAAGAGGACAGGCCCAGCCUGCAUGCCUGCGAAAAGGACAGUGAUGAAGUCCACCUGGAGGAGUUGAGUCUGAGCAAGGAGGGGCCAGACCCAGAGGACACUGUCCAGGACAACCUGGGGGCUGCAGGGGUUGAGGAGGAACAGGAGGAGCACCAGAAAUAUCAGCAGCCCAGGACACCCAGCCCCUUGGUCUUGGAGGGGACCAUAGAACAGAGCUCACCUCCCUUGAGCCCUCCCAUCAAACUCAUCGACAGGACCGAGUUCCUAAACUGCUCCAUAGAGAAGAGUAACAGUGUGAAGAAAUCCCAACCAGACUUGCCCAUCUCCAAGAUUGACCACUGGCUGGAAAAAUACACCCAGGCCAUCAAGACCGCUGGCUGGACCCCCAAGCUAGCCCACCAGGCCUCCAUAGAGCUGCCCAGCAUGGCCGUGGCCAGUACCAAGAGUCAGUGGGAGACGGGUGAGGUACAGGCUCAGUCUGCGGCCAAGACUCCGUCCUGCAAGGAUAUUGUGGCUGGAGACAUGACCAAGAAAAGCCUCUGGGAGCAGAAGGGAGGCUCCAAGACCUCAUCAACAAUUAAGGUAGAGCCUAAAUGUGGUUGGUGCAGGCAGGAAAUAUUAACUGAUUUCAUUGUCACACAAAAACAGAAGACAUAAAACAGUUAAAAUAGGCCAGGCACAGUGGCUCACACCUGUAAUCCCAGCACUUUGGGAGGCCGAGGCGGGUGGCUCACGAGGUCAGGAGAUCGAGACCAUCCUGGCCAACAUGGUGAAACCCCGUCUAUACUAAAAAUGCAAAAAAAAAAAAAAUUAGCCGAGUGUAGGGGCACAUGCCUGUAAUUCCAGCUACUUGGGAGGCUGAGGCAGGAGAAUCACUUGAACCAGCAAGUUGGAGGUUGCAGUGAGCCGAGCUCACACACUGCACUCCAGCCUGGCAACAGAGGGAGACUCAGUCUCAAAAAACAAACAAACAAACAAAAAAAAAGAAAACAACUUGACACACUUAGAAAAUGAAGGUUUGUGCUAUUGGUUUUCUUUUAUUUUAGAAAAAUAAAGCAUUGUUUAAAUAUUUCUUACAAGUACAAAUAUAAUUUAAAUUUAAUAAAUGUUCAAAGUUAUCUGUAAUUAAAUUUCAUUCAGUAGACAUAUAUUAUGUCUAAUAGAGAACUUGCUAAGUAAGAUAUAAAGGAUGAUUACAUGAAAAAUCACAAAAUUGUCAGUAAGAGUCUUAAAAGUCAAUGAUAGGACAGUAGUUAAAAGAUAUCAAAUAGUUAUUUAUUCUUAAACAUUAAACAGGCUAUUAAUAGUUUUAAUAACCUUGAAGUUUGACAACACUGUAAAAACAUUACAGACCACUUUUAUUUAUGAAAAUACAUGCAAAUAGCAAACAACAGUUGGGCUUAAGGCUGCUACUUACUUACCCAGUAAGUGACAAAGCUGGAAUUCAAACCAAGUUUGAGCUAUACCAGUACUACCCUUGAAAAGACUUCCUUACACUCAGCUUUCCUUUAUUUCUUAAACUCAUUUUUUUUUUAAUUGAGACAGAAUCUUGCUCUAUUGCCCAGGCGGGAGUGCAGUGACAUGAUCUUGGCUCGCUGCAACCUCUGCCUCCCAGAUUCAAGCAAUUCUCAUGCCUCAGCCUCCCAAGUAGCUGUGAUUACCGGUGUGCGUCACCACACCUGGCUAAUUUUUGUGCUUUUAGCAGAGGCGGUGUUUUGCCGUGUCACCCAGGCUGAUCUUCAACUCCUGACCUCAGGUGAUCCGCCUGCCUCGGCCUCCCCAAAUGCUGAUAUAACUAGUGUGAGCCACCACGCCUGGCCAAUUUCUUAAACUUUUGAUUAUACUAAAUAUGUUCCUUCUGCAUGAUAACAGUGUCUUUCCUUUUAUAAAAUUAAUCUCUUAAAAUACUUUAAAAUUCAAAGUACACUUUUUAGAUUCUUUAAAAUACUCAUUGCCAUGUUCAUGGCCUUUAGAUGUGUGAUCAUAGCCUAUUUGCUUUUCAUUGACUUAGUUUCAUAUUUCUUUGCCUUUUUCCCCCUACUUUUCCUUAUAGAACUAUUUACUAGUAAUGAAAUCAUUUUAAAGAAUACACUUUUUCUUCCUCCUGCUAACUGUUAAGAGAAUGUUUUAUAAUCACUCUGGUCAUAGCCUGUAAGUUUCUUUUCUAAAUUAUCUUUUCAGGAUACAUAUUUAUUAACUUGCUUUCAAAUGAAUAUGGUCAUGUCUA